Vespa velutina is the source of this 627-nucleotide messenger RNA. RefSeq names its product histone-lysine N-methyltransferase SETMAR-like. Gene Ontology annotation, molecular function: nucleic acid binding. Bases 1 to 627 code for a protein of 208 amino acids. The record is from RefSeq and is a predicted model, not a curated record. The transcript is spliced from 4 exons. Lineage: Eukaryota; Metazoa; Arthropoda; Insecta; Hymenoptera; Vespidae.
AUGAAUUCAACCGAUAUUCAUCGUUGGUUUGAAAAAUUUCGGUCUGAUGAUUUUUCCCUGCAAAAUGAACCGCGUGGAAGACCCGAAACGUCUGUGAAAAAUAAUGCCCUGAAACCAUUGGUGGAAACGAAUCCAACUGUUUCUUCAAGGGAACUUGCUGGCAGAAUGGAAGUUGACCAUAUAACAAUACUACGACAUCUUUCUGAAAUUGGCAAGGAUCUUUACGACAAUAGGAAAAGGUAUGCUAGGUGGCUUGAUAGGGAUGAGGCUUGUGCUCAUACUCCACGGCCAUUACUUCAUCCACGGAAAAUUUUAAUCACAGUUUGGUGGAAUGUGACUGCACUAAUACACUACUCAUUCCUUCGAACUGGAAUGACAAUUACAGCUGAAAAGUAUUGCCAAACCCAACCCUAUUCACCGGAUCUUUCGCCAACCGACUUUCAUUUAUUUAAACAUUUAGAACUGUUUUUACGGGCUAAAGAGUACGAAAAUGAAGACAGUCCGAAAAAUGCCAUAUCAGAGUUCAUUGAUUCUAAAGAUCAGAAUUUCUUCAAGACAGGUAUCCAUGCAUUAAAAUCUCGUUGGGAAAAGUGUAUUGAAGUAAAUGGAGCAUACUUUGAUAAAUAA